Frieseomelitta varia is the source of this 1584-nucleotide messenger RNA. Its product is annotated as aquaporin-like. Lineage: Eukaryota; Metazoa; Arthropoda; Insecta; Hymenoptera; Apidae. Gene Ontology annotation, cellular component: plasma membrane. Bases 217 to 1035 code for a protein of 272 amino acids. Gene Ontology annotation, molecular function: water channel activity. The transcript has 5 exons. Gene Ontology annotation, biological process: transmembrane transport. The record is from RefSeq and is a predicted model, not a curated record.
GCGUACGAUCGUGCCCGUUCACAAACUAUCGGGACGAGCGAGCGUGCGCUGCCUCCUCCUCCUCCUCCUCCUCCUCCUCCUCCAUUUACGCUGCUUCCUCCGAUCGAUCGAGAUCGCGCGGAACCGUCCUCGAUCUCUUUCUCUCGUCGUCGGUCCCCGAGUGUAGUAUCGUAGUAUUAUAGUAGAGAGUGAGUGUGUGAACACACGGCUGGCGUCAUGUCCUCUGGCGGAUUUCGCUCGGGUUUCAAGAAGCUGAUACAAGGAGAUGGUGCUCUGAAGAACACUGUAAUCACAGCAUUAGCGGAAGUGAUUGGAACCUCGAUGCUGGUGUUUAUUGGCUGUAUGGGAUGCGUCGGGAGCCUGGGCGUUGCUCCCUCGCAUUUACAAAUUGCUCUGACCUUUGGCCUCGCUGUGAUGAUCGUGAUUCAAUCCGUCGGCCACAUUAGUGUUGCUCAUGUCAACCCCGCCAUCACGGUUGGAUCGGUGGUGCUUGGACUGAAGACUAUUCCCGAAGGAUUUAUUUAUCUGUUGUCUCAAACGGUCGGUGGAAUUCUGGGUUUCGGGAUGCUGAAGCUGGUAACUCCAGGAGGUCGUCUGACGAGCAAGACUGCGGACGAAUCUGACAUGUUUUGCGUGACCGAUCUACACUCGGAGCUAUCCGCGAUCCAGGGCCUGGUACUCGAGGGUAUUGCCACCGCAAUACUGAUGCUGGUCGCGUGCGCCGUCUGGGACAAUAGAAACACGAGGAACACGGACUCGGUGCCAAUCAGAUUCGGCCUAACUGUGGCUGCUCUUGCACUCGCGUUCGGACCUUACACAGGUUGCAGUAUGAACCCGGCCAGGUCGUUGGCACCGGCACUGUGGAACAAUCAGUGGUCCCAUCACUGGAUCUACUGGUUCGGGCCGAUCGGUGGCGCCCUUUUAUCGUCGUACAUGUACAAGACCAUCUUCGGCGUGAGAGAGAGUACGGAGGAAGAGCCGGUUGCCGAGGCUGUCGCUUUGAACAGCGUCGCCACCCAGAAGGCGGAGUCAUGAUGCGAGGUCGAAGAGGGCAAAAUCGGAAACGUCCAGGGUACAAGUCGAUCGGAAAUAUCUUCAAGAAACCACGAGAUAUUAAAUGAAGGAUGUGUACCGAUCGAAUGAAUCGUGCGCCGCCAUCUUGCAUCUUCUGUACCUCAGCUUUUCUCGACCGUAUAGCGCUCGAACGAUCAACGAAAUCGCAAGACUGUAUAUUUCAGAGAAAUCGUCGCCAGUGAAGCAUCAGCAUCGUUGCUCACAGACGACAUCAUUCACGACAUCAUUGUCAUUUUAUUGAAGAAAACAUUUUACAGGUUAUGUGAAUCUCGGCCAUUUUGUGUUUGAACGAUUCAACAUGGUGGCUGUUGGAUAAACAAUCAGUGCUGGGAACCACGCGUUUCGUUGAUUUUAUUCCUUUCCUUCUGAAUACUCUGUUAAUACGUUUCUGCGGCACUGGGCGCUGCGUUGCCUGUUGCGAUUCAACGAUUCGUUGUACAUAAUUGUUAUAUUUUUUUAUAGAUGUGUUUACCCGUCGACGAUGGAAAAAUAUAAUCGAAUGGAAAUUAA